Molecule: messenger RNA, 4132 nt
Organism: Stegastes partitus (bicolor damselfish)
Lineage: Eukaryota; Metazoa; Chordata; Actinopteri; Pomacentridae
Exons: 3
Coding region: 74-2632 (852 amino acids)
Source: RefSeq, a predicted model, not a curated record
UCCUCGAAACUUGCAAAAAUCUGUUCCGGAUAUUGGAAUUACAAAUGCUGCUAAAAAAUCCCUACUUUUGAAAAUGCCAGCAAACCAACACUGCUCUGAAGACCAAGCUGAGAUGGUAAAACCUCCAACUCCAGAGCAUUCUUCACUCCCAACAACCCAAUGGAUGUUUGAUGCACUAAUUGAAGUAAUACAGAGGGUUGAAAAAGCUCCGACUACGCCAGAGGAUUUUACAAAUCUUAGUCUUCCACACCGAAUAUUACAUAUGUUUUGGGAUGGCAGCUACAGCACAUUGAUAUCGCAUCUCAAGAUGGGGUCAUUCAAGGUUUUAGUCAGAGAGGUUUCCAAUUUCUGCCAAACACACGUUAAAUCAGACACUGUUAUACUGUCGCAGGUGAUACGCGGCUUUGGACAGGAACUCGAAAAACACCAUUUACUCAAACAUGAUGAAGUCUAUUCAGAACUGCCUUACAAAUCUUCGUGGUUGAAUCUCAAUGAGCAGCUCGAUGACAUAGACAAAGAGUUUGGCUUCCCGUGGACUUUGACGAGUCAUCUUCCGGAGCCGGACAGUGACAGCCAGACAGAUCAGGUGGAGACGGUCGACAGUAUUCCUGAGCCACUUGGGAGUCAGGUGCCAGACAAAGUUUUAUUACCAACAGAGCUCGAACCGGUUGAUUCAGGUGAAGAGAAACAAGCCUCCAGUGUUGAAGCCCCCUCAACUCCAACUGCCUCCUUUGAUGAGACAGAAAGUGAGACUUCCAGUGACCCGCGGUACUCAUUUAACAUCCAAGUUUUGUCUCCGAAAGCGGCCAAACGUUUCUUUGAGCAAGGACAAACUGAGAUGCCACAAAGCACGGAUACCGAUAGUCAAGCAGAGGAGAUCAUUUGUAGUUCUGUGGAGAGUGAAACAUCUGAGGAUACAGGUGCCACGUUGUCAAUACUGGAGAGUGAGGCUUGCGAGCCAAUUGAACAGAUUUGUUGUCUUGCAAGAGUGGUGGAAUUAUUUUGCGGGGAAAACAAACCUUGGAAAUGCCGGUGCAAGGAACGACAAAAUGAUAAAGAUGGUACCGAUGAGACACUUGACAGGGAAAAGGAGGCAGCGCCUAAAGACGAUAGCCUGUUUGAGACGAGUUCUUUCACAAUAUUUGACAUUCAAGAAGAUGAUCCAGAGGAGGACAAGGAAAACACUGACGGUCAAAUCGGAACUAUUUGUAGCUCUGAGCCUUGCAAUGAGGACGUUCAAAUGAUUGACUUAACUGACGACAAAGGCAAACCGGACUCAACUUGUGACGAAGAAAGUACUCUCGAGAUAAGCACAAGCAGCGAGUCAAGCAUUGUAUUCAUAACUGACGGCGAGGAUGAAGGUCUCCCCAUCCGUGAAAAUGAAACUCCCAUCCAGACGCCAAAAGUUGCCACUGAGCUGUCAGAACCUGAGUACGAAUGUGAGCAAGAACACCCGAAAUCCACAGGAACGAUGCAGUCGAGCGCUUCAGUCUGUGAUGACAAACAAAAUGAAAGCACUGAGCACAACGUUGCCAUCCAGAUGACGGACCGUAAGGAAGGCUGUGCACAGGCUCAGUUAAAAUCUGCAGAUGUGGCAAAGUCUCAAAUGGAAAACAAAGGACAAACUCAAAUCAGUGCCACAGCUGACCUCCAGACAUCUUCCAGCAGCUGCACUGAACAAGAAACAGCUGAGAGAGGACAGAAGAGACGAAGCAGCCAUCAUACAUUUUCUCCCUUUCAAAAGAAGUCAAAGAAAUGCAAACUCUCUGUUGACCUGAGCUCAGAGCAUGCUUUUCAUGGCGCUUCAAAAUGUGAGAAGACUCUGGUCGAUGCAGUGGAAGCACAGCCUUUAAGCUCAAAUGUUAGAACUGUGGAACUGGUACUGUUUGGCUCAGCGCAGCAAGGUAAGUGUGCUGUAAUCGGUAAGAGGAAGAGUCAUGCUUUUCCAGGAGAUGAAACAAAUCGGCCUCCAGAAGUUGUCUCUGUGCAUCUCAGCCCCUUGAAGAGGAAGUCCAGUGAGGCCGUGCAAAGGAAACAGUCACUAAAACAAUGUCUUCAUGAAAAAUGGAGGCAAAGUUUACCACCAGCUGAACUUUGGCACAGAAACAAACUGAAAAGGCAGAAACGUCUGUCUGCCUUUGUUCCUGGGGUGAGCCUCAAGAGGGAGAACUCUGAGAUGAGAGUCUUACAUGCAAACAGCAAGAGGUGCCGGAAUCUGAAGAGGAAGAGGUCCCUGUCUAUUAGACUCAAAACCGGCAAAGUAAAGAAACCCAAUCAGCCCGAUGGUCGUGAGAGAAGUGACACUAAAAAUGGAAGCAGCAAGAUCAUGCCUCUCCAGGAGAACGUGUUGAAGUUCUGUGUAUUACCCAAAACCUUCGACUUCAAAGAUGGAUCCCACAGGAGGAAGGAACCCACCGAUUGUGCUCCAGAUAAGCCAAACCAUGCUAAGGAAAAGCACCAGCACUCCAGUAAAAGCCACUUCAAGGUCAAAGGGUCAUGGUGUCCAAAUCCUGAGGAGAGGUACAAACCUCUGUGUCCGUCUCCUGUUCCCAAGACCGCCAGCGUCUUCUACGAGUUCCAGAAGAAAUAUGUGAAGAAGGUUCAGUCAUCUACAGACAAACAACGUGACUGACUUUGCUGUCUUUUCCCGAAAGUUCUCCAUUUGGGACUUUUUUUUUUUUUUUUAAUCCAGAUUGUUACAGAAAUAUUUUCUUUAUUUUUUUUGUACUUUACAUAAAAUGUCCAGUAAUAUCUGCAGUAGUUUACAUGCAGGUAAAGAGUUCCCAGAAACGUUUUUCAAUGUAAAAUGUAUAUAUUUCAGCGAGCUAUUUAUAUUUUUUUACUUUGAUAUUUGCAUGUAGACAUAUAUUUAUGUACAUUUUAAGUAUUUUCUCACAGUCAGAACUAAGCCUUUUACUACAAAUGUAAAACACUGAUUGUGAAUCACUUGAAGCCAUCAGUUUUUUUUUCUUUUUGACAGGCUUUUAGAAUUUGGCAAAAAACAUCUUGCCACAGUAUCAUUGCAGUAUUAUUUAGACGAUGCAGUACGAAACAGCGUCGUCCUGCCUGCGCCUCAUGCAUGGAGCUGCAUUCAGGCUCGCCCAGGGGAAAAGAAAAACAAGUCACAGGGACACAGCUGAAGACAAUGUUUAGCUUUGUGUUGUUGUUUUUUUUCCUUUUACACCCUGUAGCACUGAGUUAGAAGACGAUGUUGCAUUUAAAGAUUCACACAAAACCUAAAGGGACCAUGAAGAAGUCGUUAUUGUUUACAUUGCAAGUGUCUGUAAUACAGACGUGUAGAUGCUGUACAUUCACCAGUUUCUUGUGUGGUGUUGUUAAUACGAAAGCACAGAAGCAGAUACGAGACUGUGACGGUGUUUUUGGUUUGUCAUUAUGCGUACUGCUAAAAAGUGCAGAAUGUUCCUGUCAUUAUCUGACUACCUAAUAGCUCUGUUUCCUAAAGUGCAAAGUGAGCAUUGAGGAGCCGUCGCACAUUCCUUAGAACACGAUUUGCACUGACACAAAUUUCCUUUGUUAACAUUCGAAUGACGUUUUAAUGUGAAAUACACUGUGGUGCUAAUGCUCAGACGAGACUGUUGUAUGAUUUAGAAUUUGUUUUUCAGCACGGGAAGACCACUUGUAGGCUCUCUCUUUAUUCUCUCCCCUCCUCUGCAGACACGAUGCACAAGCUUAUCUGGCUGGAUUCGCUAAGAGGUUCCACUCUUCUACUAAAACCCUAAAUUAGCUGAAAUAUUGACCUGCUAUCAGCAACGUCUGGCAGGUGAAGGUUGCUCUGACCAAACACUUCAGUUCCUUUCUCUCAACGGUUUUCUGCAAACUGGCGCUCGUGUAACUACUUAUCCACUUUAUGAGGUUCACCUUGCCAGUAGUGGGUUGGACCCAUUUUUUGCCUCCAGAACUGCCUUCUCUCUUUGUGGCAUAGAUUCAGCUACAUACUAGAAACAUUCAGUACAGAUUUUGGUCCAUAUUGACAUGAUGACAUUGCGCAGAUUUGUCGGCUACACAUUUCAGAUGUGAAUCUCUGUUUCCACCUGUUGUGGAAGAACUGCUGUACUUUGUAUGUACCCAGUGAGUUCUGUUGAACUGAAAUAAAGAGACCUGAGAAAGUAAA